AUGGUCAUCCUGUACAGCAGCAGUGAGUGGUUGGAGGUGCUCUUCAGGUAUGCUGGUACUGUUUGGCCGCACAUCUGGGGCAAAUGGCUGGCCUCUUCGCUGUAUUCUAUUGCGGCUUACCUCUUCGCCCUUGAGACAGGGCUGCAGUUUGGCACGGAACAUCAUUCAAUGCUGCUGCCUCUCUCGGUGACCUUCCUCCUGAUCUUCCGCGCGAACGAGGCCUAUGCCCGGUACUGGCUGGGGCGGUCCACCUUGUCGAACUACAUCUCUGAAGUCCGAGAAGUGCUGUUGCUGUCGAUCAUCUAUGUGCGUGGUGGGCUCGAGUCCUCAAUCCACUUGUUCCAUCAAGGACCUGGGGCGACCGUUCCUGCUUCUGUUAAGCCUGACCACUAUGACGAGAAGGCGAGGAACUAUCGAGUCGACGUCGCUCGCCUGAGCGUGGCACUGGCCGUCGCAUUCAAGCUGCACACAAGCAUUGCUCUGGACGGAUAUUGCUUUGGCAGUCUUGACAAAGAGGCGAAAUGGUUCCUAGACUGGGACAGGUUGAGAUUGUUACAACUUCUGACAGAGGAGGAAUUCGAGAUUGUGAACCGAUGCAUUGGCCUGGCAGAGGAUGAGUCAGUACCGGAGACCCGACGUCGGCUUGCGAGCCAGUUCCACAACGCGCGGACCUUGGAGGGGCCUCCCAGUUCUUGGGACGACGAGUUUCCGGUGAGAUUUGAUCAAUUUGUGCGCGUGCCGGUCGCUAUCGUCUGGUUCCUCAGGGAGGUGCUGUUCAGGAACAUGAACGACCCUUUCAACACUCAGCCUUGGGGCAUCAAGGAUCGCUUUGUGGGCGCCUUGGUCCACUUGCUCAGUGGUAUUCUCGAGUCCUUCGAGACGGCGCAUAUGGUCUGUACGACUCCCAUCCCGUUACCUUAUGCGAACCUCUGCAAGACCUUGUUAUGCUUCUACAUGAUCUCAGCUCCUUUUUUCGUGGACCCGAGCCGGGGUUGGUUUGCAAACACGGUGGUGCCCUCCGUAAUCUCCUUCGCCCUGUUAGGCGUGGACGCCAUCGCUACAGAGCUUGAGAAUCCUUUCGGGGACGACGUGAACGACCUGGACCAACUGGAACAGGUGCAUAUCCUUGAGCGCGAGGCUAUGGAGCUCCUGAGGCAGUCAGGGGAUAUCAGGGGCUGCAGCGUCUUCGGGUGGCAGGAGGUUCCGGACUUUGUAAGCAACAAGUGCUGCCGCAGCCUGAAGACGCAGCUGGUGGUAAAAGACCUCGCCCAGUUACAGGUGAUGCCUCUCGUCGCGGAGGAGGACGUGGUGCCUGCAUGGCUGCUGGAUAGAAAGGAGGAGUCGCGGCAGAAGGCGGCAGCCUGGUCCCUCGUGCUCUAG
This is a messenger RNA of Symbiodinium necroappetens, 1380 nucleotides long. NCBI's taxonomy places the organism in Eukaryota, Dinophyceae, Suessiales, Symbiodiniaceae. The record is from the annotation of a GenBank genome assembly.